CGUAGCUCCUCAACCUCGCCUCCUUUUUGCCACGCUUCACUUGUCCUCUCUGCCUGUUGCAGCAAUGUCCUUGUCAGCGGUGGACGAUGAGCAGCAAGCGCGACUAUGCGGGCGCGCACGCGCCAAGGAAAUCUUCCAACCAAUGCGUUGGAAGCGUAUUGGCACACUACCAGACGAGGCUGCGAAGCUGUACGAGAGCGCACGGCGCUCUACUAACCGCUCGUACAGUCUACGAGCUGUGAAGCCAUUGCAAGCUUCAUUGGACGAGGUUGAGGCAGUUCUAACGGGACAGACAGCGCUCCUCGGCAGAGAUGACACACCUUCGCUACUUGCACGACUGCUACCUGCCACGUACGUGUCCGGUGGGCGUAUCGCCCGUUACCCGACACUGGAGCACUCGACCAGCGAACGAGAGAACGUGGCGCUGCAGUACGCGCGCCUCAAGCCCUACACGGCCAAACACCCUGGACAGGAGACCAAGAACGCCGUGCUACUCGAUUCUGUGGAUAACUAUGUGCUACUGGGCUACACGCUGUCUACGAGACUACAACGCUCGGAUACGAGUAAGAGGAAGAAUUCCGACUCACCUACACCCAAAACAACGAGCUCAGUGCCUUCGUUACUGCACUUGUACCGACCAGUAAGCGCUCCAUCGUUCUCGGAGAGGAGACACGACUUUCGAUCUGAAAGACUGGCUUCCAAUGACUUUAGCAUUACCUAUAUUAUCCAGGAGAUGUCAUCUCAUGACGAGCAGCAGGCGGAGGCUUCUGUAACUCUAGAAGUUGUUCUUUCAUGCUCGUUGGACCCUCAACAAGUAGUGGACCAAGACGACAAGGAGGUUUUAAACCAACAGAAGCAGCGACUCCGACACGACGCACUGUGUCUAACCAGACUGCAGCCAUUUAUUGAUGCUUACCGACAGGAGAAGAUACGACCGAUUCUGACUGCUAGUCAGCCCAGAGAACCUCAACACGACCCCAAGGACUGUGACCCCAACAUGCUGCGUGGAAGUAUGUUCGCUGGAGGACGGACUUGUAGUGUUUGCCACCGUAAAUUCGGCCCAUUUCGCUGGAAAAAGCAGUGUGAGGCAUGCGAUAAACUGGUGUGUAACCAGUGUCUGUCCGUAUUAGCCGCUGCGCCGUCGCUAUCUCGACGCAAGAAACGGGUGUGUUCUCAGUGUCUCUAUGGCGAGACAGCCAACGUCACUGCGAUGCACAAGGCAGUAGUGGAUGCAGCUACCGAUGACAGGAAGAGCUCAGUUAGCUUGGCUGGUUCAGGCAAGACACAUGCAUCUGAAGUCUCGACGAUGAACGUGUUCCAGUUCCCCAACUUGGAGGCAUUAGUGUCGAAACACAAGGCCAGUAAACCAGCAGUGUCUGUGGCUCAAGGAACCCCGUCACGAGCGUCUGGUCGAGUUCAAAUCGACCUGGGCUUGGACCCUGCACUGGCUUCUUCUCGGACUUCGGAUCGUCGACGAGCGCGUUCACGCCAGUCUCAACUCUCGCAGGGAUCUGUUGUAAGUACGACAUCAAGUACCAGUGCCACGAGCUUUGUGACUGCAACGUCCGACAAUCGACGCGCCACGUUAUCGAGUCAUAUUGAGCUAGACGACAGCGAGUCAGCGGUGUCCAAGUCCAUACGCACUCGACGUGCCAAGACCGUAUUGCUCGAAGACCAGCCAAUCAAGAAGGUGACUCACAAACCUUUAAAUUUCAUCACUCCACUCUCGUCUUCAGCACCGACACAUUCAUUGUUUUCGACAUCAGAGGACGAGGAGAGCGACCUACAACACGCGUCCAAGCCACGUGCAAGCUCAUGCAUGACCUCUAAGAUCCAAUUCGUACAACUCAAAACACCCGAACCGGACUACGAGCUGGAUUUCAGUUGGUAUAAUAUCUUCCCUAAGGCACCAGUCAAAAGAACUGGUGAUGAAUUGGCACGUGCAAAGUAUGUCGAAGUGACUGGCCUUAAGGUGGACGCCAGAUCGCUGGUUUUCUUGCGUCACGAUACCGAACUGGAGGGACUGGCACGUCGCGUCUUGGAAGUGGCCUCGCAGUGGCACGGCUGCAGUAUCAACAUCGUGGGUAGCUACGAGGUAUACUGCCUUGUGAUGGUCUCUAACAAACCCGAACUGGACGUUGACGACGAACUGUUGGAGCUAGAAGCGUCUCCUGUCACUGUCGAUGAUGUUGUUCCUCGAGAAGAAAGCGUAAGCGCCUAUGCGGUGCACCACCGUUCGCCCUUCUUCGUGGCCGAAAUGGAACACGAUCCACGUUUCCGUGCUCACCCACUCCACACUGAACAGGGCGCUGUGUCGCUUUUGAGCUUCCCUAUUUACUCUUCUGGUGCUGAUACGAGUGGCUCGCUCUCACGUGGUGAAGCGUACUGUGUGGCUACAUUGGACUUGUGGAAGAGAGACCACGUACCUGCAAGCAGCCACGUCUCCAACGACUGGAUGUCCAGCAUUGCUGACCUACUGCGGAAGAUCAGUGCUCGUCUGGAAGCUCUAGCUCUGGAGUCGCACGCCUUCCUGAAGCCUCGUGCACGUGCCAACCACUCGUUCGGAUCCUCUUGCGAUUCUAGAGGCAGUACUAGACGAGCCGAUUCGAUCAUUGAUCUUUACGAUAUUGACAGUGAUUCUGUGGUAGACUCUCCGCCACUCUCUCAAGCUGAGACGAUGGAUCGACUCACGAGCCUUUCGUACGCCAAGGUACGUGGUCUUGGCCUGGGUGGUAUGAGUGGUCCUGGCUCAGCGACGUGGAAAUACGACAGCGAUAAUGAGAGCACAACGUCCAGUCAGAGUGCCAGCAGCUCCUGCAGCCAAAGCUCGCGCUUCUCAUCACAUCUCUAUUCAGCCGCAGACAUGCAUUCGACGAUUGAAUCGUUGCUGCAACAGGCUUCGCAGACUUCCAAGUACAUCAGUGAGACGGGAGUAUCCAUUUAGACUUGAGUUUUUGUGCUGUGUAGUCUAAAUCAAUCAAAUCAUGCAACAAAGGUUCAGCUCAGAUCCACAAAACUGCGAUUACUUUAUCCGAA
Molecule: messenger RNA, 3036 nt
Organism: Phytophthora nicotianae INRA-310
Lineage: Eukaryota; Oomycota; Peronosporomycetes; Peronosporales; Peronosporaceae
Exons: 2
Coding region: 65-2944 (959 amino acids)
Molecular function (GO): metal ion binding
Source: RefSeq, a predicted model, not a curated record